AUGGCAUAUCAGUUCUUUGCUAAGUCAAAGUCGAGGACCUCAUCCUCUUCUCCAUCGCCACACCGUCCGGCUCGUCCGCAUAAACCGCCUAGCUACCCACCCCCUCUCCUGUCAUCCGCUGUCGCAAAGAGUGGCCCGCCUAUUGUCAGCCAGGACACUUUCCUGCCAUAUCCUCAUGAGAUUCCCACGGGCUACGCGACGGGGCAUCCCUACAUCACAGUAGAGACUGUCAAAACCGUACACAUACCUUCUUUGACGCGUAUCACGACUGCACUCUUGCCUAUUCGCUACCCAACUUCGUUCUACACAAGUACUAUCACUGACCCGGUCAUCGCGUCGCUUUCACGCGUCGCAAUAUAUCAUGACCACCCUGUCGCCGCGGGACUAUCCCCAGGAUAUGUGCCAGGCACAGACCAAGUGAUCGGCGGUAUUCGGUGUAAGCUGGAGAAGCAGGAUCCCGGACAGGUAAUCCAUGGACGGGAGGCUACGAACCUGUACAUCCAGACUUUACAUCUUCUAUCAGCUCAUCGUGGCCGUGGUGUUGCGACCUCACUGCUGAACUCAUUGCUCCUUGCACCGACCGUGGAGGGGGCCCCUGAUCAAGUUUCUGAUUUGGUCAAACACUAUAAUAUCACCUCUGUUACUGCCCAUGUUCAUGAAGCGAAUGAAGAUGCUUUGAAGUGGUAUGUGUCUAGGGGCUUUAAGGUGCAGGAAGGUGUUGUUGAAGGUUAUUACCGACGUUUGAAGCCCUCGGGCGCCAAAGUCGUUCGUUUAGAGGUACAAUGGGAGGAUGUGGAAGCUGAGGGCAGGUCCCAAGUGUCCAUAGAAUGGAAAGAAGCUGCCAAGGACUCAUCCCCGAAUGAUGCAGAUGAUGAGGACUGGGAGAAGGUGGAGGCAGAAGAUGGAGAAGAGGAGGAUCAUGGUGUGCAGCUACUGAGUGACUCACGAAUCCUCGAUGGUGAUGAGACACCCUCAAGGAAACGCAAGGCUGAGGAAGAGAAGGGAAAUAAUUCGCAACGGCGAUGA
Messenger RNA from Penicillium pulvis, 1026 nucleotides. Its product is annotated as GNAT family N-acetyltransferase. The transcript has a single exon. Gene Ontology annotation, molecular function: acyltransferase activity, transferring groups other than amino-acyl groups. The coding region runs from base 1 to 1026 and encodes 341 amino acids. NCBI's taxonomy places the organism in Eukaryota, Fungi, Ascomycota, Eurotiomycetes, Eurotiales, Aspergillaceae. Gene Ontology annotation, biological process: mitotic sister chromatid cohesion. Gene Ontology annotation, cellular component: NatA complex. The record is from RefSeq and is a predicted model, not a curated record.